UUUUAAUCAGUAAAUGUUGAACUUCGAGCGUGUUUGAUUGCAGGAGAGUACCUAUCUCUUGAUAUGUAUAGUUCCAAUUUACACGUUAGCAGUUAGUGUAACUGACUACAUCCACAGAAUAGAGUAAAUUUGUAAUUUUAAGCGCUGGCGUGCGCCGAAACAGAGUUAAAUGGACGACUAUGAAAUGGAUAAAAUUGAUUUGGAAACGGAGUUAUUCUGGCAAGCGUUGAGAGAUCGUUACUAUGAAAUAGUAGAAGGAGCACCAUUGACGGACAACGAAUUACGAAAUUUAGUGAGAACCAUUCAGAGUGAAGUAAGACAACGUGAUUCGGCUUUUAAUGAGCAAGACGAGAGAAAUCUGGACGAAGCAAUGAGUUUAUUUGCUGAAAGAUCGGAAGAAUCGAAGCGUCGAUUGUCAGAAGAGCAUAGCCGUUUGGGUGUAGCCUCUGGUAGCGCACAGCCAACCUAUCAAAUUCCCGCCUUAUUUAUGGCAACUAAUGAUGAGAAACAGGACAAAGAUGUUAUUUGUGCAUCAAUGGAGGAACUGGUGGAUGUACUUCAGCAGUGUCGUCGAGACACCAAAUUUGACAUAAAUGAGUAUGACAUAGGUUUACAUUCAGAAAUAGCGAGAUUUGAAGCUGAAACGCCUGCUACGAAGCCGAAAAAAUUUAAGUUUAAGGAGUUCGGUAGGAGAGUUCGUCGCAUAAUUGUAAAAGUGUUACGUUCUAUGUUUUGUUUUUAAAUAAAGGGUUUGAAAUCUUA
Hermetia illucens (black soldier fly) is the source of this 762-nucleotide messenger RNA. RefSeq lists its product as uncharacterized. Bases 170 to 742 code for a protein of 190 amino acids. The transcript is spliced from 2 exons. The record is from RefSeq and is a predicted model, not a curated record. NCBI's taxonomy places the organism in Eukaryota, Metazoa, Arthropoda, Insecta, Diptera, Stratiomyidae.